Cadophora gregata is the source of this 756-nucleotide messenger RNA. RefSeq lists its product as uncharacterized. NCBI's taxonomy places the organism in Eukaryota, Fungi, Ascomycota, Leotiomycetes, Helotiales, Ploettnerulaceae. The record is from RefSeq and is a predicted model, not a curated record. The coding region runs from base 1 to 756 and encodes 251 amino acids. The transcript has a single exon.
AUGAAUUCCUCCCACCACGCCAACCGCUCUGGCAGGGGGCAAACAUCAAGUCCCGGACGAGGACGUGCUCGCGGCGGCCGCUCAAGAGGUGGGUUUAACGAACGACCUACCUUCUCUUCAGGGCCUUCAUCCGUCCCAACCAUCCAGCAAGUCAUCCCCGGUUCAGCGGUCUCCAUCGUGCUCAAAGUCGACCAGCCAACAGGCCGCCAGGUCCAAGGCACCGUGGCUGAACUGCUCACGCGAGGAAACCACCCGAGGGGUAUCAAAGUGCGACUUCAAGAUGGGAGAGUCGGACGUGUGCAGAGGAUGGCUAGUGAGGAAGAGGCGAGGGUGGGUGCAGAGGGAUUGAGUGGACUGGGGAGGAAUGGAGAGGGACGCAGUGGUGCCAAUGGUCAUGGUGGAGGGGUGGGAAUGGAAACCGGGAUGAGAAGUGAGAUGCAAAUGAUGGGGGAGCAGGUUGGUGGGUUUACGGGGAGGAAAUAUGGGGAUUACAGGCUUGACGCGCCGGAUGAGCCUCCUGCGAGUGAGUUGAGUCUGGAAGAUUAUAUUGUCACGAAAGGCAACAAGAAGAAUCGUCGAGGGAAGAACAUUUCGAAAACGGACCCGAAUCUGGAGACGGCCGUCGGGAGUGGCCAAGCGGAGGUCGUUGGGGAUGGAUCUGCUGCUCCGUCAGCGACAACUGUGUGUCCAGUUUGUGGGGAAUUUGAAGGCGAUGAGGUUGCUGUUGCCCACCACGUCAAUGGCCACUUCGAUUGA